CAUUCAGAACUCUGAGAAUUUCCAGUGCGCGUUGAAAAAAUGGUGGAUGGUAGAAAGAGUUGUCCAUUCGGUGUUAUCGUUAAAUUUGUCACAUUUUAAAAGAUCUUAGGCAAAACGGUAUAUCGUGACUGUCGAUUUGUGAGCCGCAGAAGUGAAAAUGGGUUCGAAUAAACGUCAUAAAACUGAGAAGAACCGGGACACGAAAAAGAAGCGUCAUCGUAGCCGAUCGCGAAGUUAUACGCCUGAACGCGAAAAAUCAGAAAAGCACAGACAUCAUAAAAAGCACAGAAGAAAAGAGCGCAAGGAUUACGACAGCGAUGUUGAAAUAGUUACAGCUCCUCCUCCACCAAAAAUUUCCAAGUCUUCGCAUCCAUCGACGCCUCCGCCUCCUGAAAUUUCCAAGCAACGGAGUCCGUCGCCGAUCAAGGGUGGGACGGCGCAGACCUCUUUGUCAAUCGAGGAGACAAAUAAAUUACGAGCAAAGUUAGGUUUAAAACCUUUGGAACUGGAUAGUACUUCUAAAGAUGACCCUAACAAGAUUAAAGACGAUCUGGGAGAAUUUUACCAUAAGCCUGCUCCAGAUGUUAAUGAAAAGAUAAAGACCCAGAAGUUGAAAGAAAAAAUUGGUCUUCAGAAACAGAAAAGACAAAUUGAAGCCAGUCUAUCCAAAGUAAAAGGUUUGGCUGAAUGUGAUUCCGAUGAUGAUGCUAAGACUUGGAUUGAUAAAAGCAGACGUCUGGAUCAGGAGAAGAAAAAGGCUGAAGAAAGGGCAAAAAUGUUGGAUCAACUAGAUGAGGAAUUUGGAAUUGGUAAUUUGGUCAAAGAAGAAAUACAUACAGCUCGUAAAACAGCUUAUACAGAAAAGAAUUUAAAAGGUCUCAAAGUAGAACAUAAUAUUGAAAAGUUUGAAGAAGGUAAAACAGUUAUUUUAACACUGAAAGAUCAAGCUGUAUUAGACGAGAGCGGAGAUGUACUCGUCAAUGUAAACAUAACGGACGAGGAACGUUACCAACGUAAUAUCUUAAAUAAAGCUAAAAAGCCGGGUUACGAUGCAUACGACGAUGAUAAUUUCGAUCAGUUUGGUUUUCCAAAGAAUUCUAUUUUGGAAAAGUACGAUGAAGAGAUCGAGGGGGAGAAAAAAGAUAAUUUCGUAUUAGGAGUUAAUAUGAAAGAUGCCAGACAAUCUAAACUCGAUCACGUUAAACAAUGUUUGGCAAAUAAACGAUUAGAAUCAUUGCACUUAGCGGAGCCAAAACUAGCUAGCGAAUAUUACAAUGACGAAGAACUCGCAACGUUUAAGAAACCAAAGAAAAAGAUUCGAAAAAUUAGAAAGAAACUAAAAGCGGACGACUUAAUUCCCGAAGGUAACGAUUAUCUUCGAGAUCUUGGAAGCAGAAGAAGCAAACGACCCGACGACGCGAAAGAAAAUGAUAAUUUAGAUGUAGAUGAUUUAGGAGCUCCUACCGAGGACCUUAGCGAAGUGAAACUGGAAGAAGAUGACAAAGAACUAGAAUUGCAAUUAGCAUUGAAGAAAGCUCAACGCUUAAAGGAAUCGCAAUUGUCGAGCAUAGAACAAGUUGUUGAAACUAUAAAACAUGAACCCACAUCUUCAGAAGAAAAUCAAUCUGGGUACAUAGUUCUUAAUGCUACCGCAGAAUUUUGCAGAACAUUGGGAGACAUACCUACUUAUGGUCUUGCUGGAAAUAGAGAAGAGAAUGGCCAGGAACUCAUGGACUUCGAAAUUGACGGUGUUAAGGAGGAACCACCGGCGAAUGAAGAAGAAGACGAUGGUCGUGGCGCAUGGAAUACAGUCCAAUUAGAUGAGAGCACGUCGGAACCCGUGGCGAUGGAAGCUGCAAUUCUAGACGCAGAGCCUUCGCUUGGACAUGGCGUUAGCGGUGCGUUAAAACUCGCAAUGAGCAAAGGCUAUUUGCAAAAAGAAGACAGUAGCCGGCCGUCUGCGUCACGAUUUGCUCACUUACAGGCUCAGAACUACUCGAUAGAAGAUAAAACAUACGGAGACGAUGACAAGUUCGGUAGAAGAGAUCGUUUUAACGGCCCAACCUCUGAAUUUAAGGAGAAAGAUGGUUUUAAACCGAACGUAAAAUUAGAAUACAUCGACGACGAUGGACACGUUCUGAGUGCGAAAGAAGCUUUUCGAUAUCUUUCUCACAAGUUCCAUGGGAAAGGUCCAGGAAAAAAUAAGGUCGAAAAACGAAUGAAAAAGGCUGAACAGGAAGUAUUAAUGAAACGGAUGUCCUCCACGGAUACACCCCUGGGUACGCUUAAUUUACUGCAGGCGAAACAAAAGGAAACUCAGUCUCCGUAUAUAGUGCUCAGUGGUAGCAAGCAAAUGCAAACGACUAGUAUAUCGAAAUCAAAGCAUUAAAGAUUAUAAAGCUAACUUUAAUGAAAAUUGUAUAUAAUAUACAGACGGAAGAAAAUCUCUUAUCAGCACAUGUUUGAAACAGAACAGUACGUUAAUCGUUCAAAAAUAAAACAAUUGCACAUGUUUUGAUUUGCUAAUCUACAUACAGGAUAAUAAAAUAACAUUCACGAGAAUUUAUAAAA
Molecule: messenger RNA, 2571 nt
Organism: Hylaeus anthracinus
Lineage: Eukaryota; Metazoa; Arthropoda; Insecta; Hymenoptera; Colletidae
Product: U4/U6.U5 tri-snRNP-associated protein 1
Exons: 10
Coding region: 158-2389 (743 amino acids)
Biological process (GO): maturation of 5S rRNA; mRNA cis splicing, via spliceosome
Cellular component (GO): U4/U6 x U5 tri-snRNP complex
Source: RefSeq, a predicted model, not a curated record